CGCCAUGGUUUUCGAUUACUGGCAGUCGCUGUUUGAGGUCAACCUCCCGGGCAAGAAGAGUGUGUGCUUGUCCACUUUUGUCCUUAUUAGGCACCUUUCCUGUGAUGAAAGGCCAUGUUUGAGAGCUGACAAGUGCACUUUCGUGGCCCCAAGCGCUGUAACAUGCUGAACAGCAAUGGCAAUAUGGCACGUUGGCGAAACAGAGCUUCACUGACUUGGAACUGCGUGGAGCUUCCCCCCAGAAGGCCAGAAGGUGCGUGGACAAGGCAAAAGCAGUGGCCCAAGUGACUCCACAAGACAAUAGAGCGAAAUGGCACGCGGUCCACUCACCAAAGUGUGCGCACAGUGCAGGAAGCAACCAUUAUGGUGAAACGUCGAGGUUCAGUUGUUAACAGCCGCGCCGCUGGAAGGACUUGACCCAUCACGGCUGGUCUUGUAGUCUCAACCUCUAAAACGCUUAGUAAAACCAUGGUUGUUUGAUAGGAGUGGUUAAAAAAUGUCAAGGACAUGUUGGCUUAUAGGAUGUCGAUGUGGACCACCGCGCGCCGCAGUUCCGUGGCCUCCAUGGCCUCUCAAAGCCUCGCCUGUUGUUUUCGCAACUUACACAGCGCAGCUCGCUGUGUGUGAGCGGCUCGUCCAUGUUGCGGCUCUCCACGGCGUUCCCGGGCACGUUCACGGCGCUGUGGUUGAUUGCCUUCACACCCAAGUUCGCCUUGGCAAAACGAGUCCAUGAGCAAUGGUCCCGCCUGACACCGGGAAAGAAGUGGUACGUCAACGAGUCAGAAGUGACCAAGGAAGGGCAAGCGCUUCUACCAGCCGGAACGCAGCCGAUGGUUCCACGGUGAGGCCGGGGCAGCUCCACAGCGGAGUGGCGCGGAGGGUCGCAACUGGUGAGAAGAAACCACAUCUUUGUUGCAAGUUGGCAAAGAGCGCUUGGUACAAUCGCGUUGGCUGGCGCUACAAGCGGCAAGCGAACUUUCAGCUUUGUACCGAGGAGCUGCGGCCUUUGGAACCAGAUGUGUGCUGUCGCGUCGGCGAGGACGAGCAGCAGAAAGUAGGGGUGCACAUCAAGCAAGCAAAAGGCCUCGGGUACCAAAUAGUGAGGGAGAUUUGGGAGUGGCCCGACAAGUACUUUGGCAAGAGCCGCCCGAUCUUCCAGCUCGACGACGUCACAGGUGGAACGGACUACGAUGGCUCACCGGUGAGUGCUGCUAUUGUGCGAGAGUUUCUGGAGAAGAGGCUCCAAAUGGGUCUCCUACAAGCGGCUUCAGGAGUCGAGGGAAAAGAUGCUGUGCCGGGACAAGACACUGCUUUGCUGUGUUCUCAGCAUUUCCAGGACUUGGACACAGCUGAUUGUCGGCUCCGCGCCAAACGCCCCGACGAAUGCUGCUGUUUGGAGGCCACCGUCCAAGAAGCCCAGCGCUGUUUGCCCGUCCCCAGCGGUGCAUCGUCCUCUCUGGGGCCGUUCGUGGUGAACGGCACGUACACGGAGACCAAGCUCCACGACUUAGAUGAGGGGAGCAUCGCAUGGCCUCCCAGUCCCGAGGAGAUGGAUAAGGAGCUGCCGAAGAAAGUGACCUCACAGGAUCCUGAAGCGCCUGAGCAGUUCGACUAUGACUGGACACCAGGCCAGCAGUGGGAAGCCAAAUGCCUGGGCAACCAGAAGGUGGGUUACAUCAGAUCAGAGAAGAAGAGCAAACGGGUGCGGAGUGGAACACGAUUCCGUCGCGUGGGCAAAGUCUCGCACUCAGUGCCAGUUUAUAAGACGAAGCACUGGACUGCAUACCAUCAGGAGUACAAAGAGGAGUGCAUCUCUUACGAGUACAAGCGCCGUUGUCCGCUAAAUCAUGGCCUCUAUGUCAAACAGUUCCCACUAGGCACUUGUACCAAGGUGCCAGGCGAGUCCAAUGACCAGUUGCAAUUGAUGGACCUCGGGGCCUUGACCUAUCAGUGCCCGGAAGGCUAUCAGAGCGGCGCGGAGGGCGCCAUGAAAUUUAACCGCCACUGCAGCUGCACCUCCGAGGAUGGCAAGGCAUCCUGCAGCUAGAGGAGUAUACGGCUUCUCCGGUCCUGGAACAUGCGGUUCGUCCUGGCCAUGCGUCUCCACGGGGCCAGGAUACAUCUCACAGCUGCACAUCUCUGUGCCCAGGCGGCCGCAAGGCAGGUCUAGCUGAAGGGGUGGCAAACAGACAGUUGGACAACAAAGGAGUUUGGUGGUAGGGAAGACGUCAAAGUUCUCUAAACACAUUUAGACUGGGCAAACGGGUAAACUCUUGAGAUGAGUUGAGAUACGAUUUGCAUGUGAUGAAGAGGUAGCUAGAGCUGUUUGGCUUGGAGCAACCUCAAGGUCUUGGCAAGCAGAAGCUGACCC
Durusdinium trenchii is the source of this 2371-nucleotide messenger RNA. The record is from the annotation of a GenBank genome assembly. Lineage: Eukaryota; Dinophyceae; Suessiales; Symbiodiniaceae.